This is a messenger RNA of Eleginops maclovinus (Patagonian blennie), 6793 nucleotides long. RefSeq names its product A kinase (PRKA) anchor protein 12b (gene akap12b). Gene Ontology annotation, molecular function: calmodulin binding; protein kinase A binding. The record is from RefSeq and is a predicted model, not a curated record. Gene Ontology annotation, cellular component: cytoplasm. The transcript is spliced from 4 exons. Bases 230 to 4501 code for a protein of 1423 amino acids. Lineage: Eukaryota; Metazoa; Chordata; Actinopteri; Perciformes; Eleginopidae. Gene Ontology annotation, biological process: signal transduction; regulation of protein kinase C signaling.
UGUGAUACUAAGGGGAGGUGGAGGAGGAGGUGCAGGCUUCCUGACAGUUAGCUGGUCCUCACACUUCACAUCUCUCCAGAUCAAGGCCACCCCGGGGCGGAGCUGUACUGUAGAGCUCGUCAUUUGGGCGCUUUGGAUACUCGCUGCUUGCUGCAACACAGUCGUGCCAUCUUGGAGGGCUGCUGUUUGUUUUUUGAGACCUAAGUUCACCUUCUUGUGAUUGUGCGCCAUGGGAGCAGAGAGCUCAGUGCCGCGGGACGGGAAGAGCCAGGAGGAUGCCCCAGCUUCAGCUCCAGCCUCCGGCGGGGAGCUCAGUGCGGAGGUGUCGGCGCUCCAGGAGGGAAGCAGCCUCACCGAGAGCAAGCCUCUGGCGAAAAAUGGACAAAUCUCCAGCAUGACGAGUCUGAAUGGUCACUCUGAGGACAACACGCUGGCAGAAGUUGGCCAGCCGGAUGGUGUGGUUCAGGAGGAGGCUCCUGAAACCAUGGAUACCAUUCAAGGUGAAGUGGUUCCUCAAGUGAAUGGCGAGAAAGUGGAGAAAGAGUCUCCCGAUGCCAAUGACAUCUCUGCUGUUGAGGAGAAAGCAGCGGAGGAGAAGCCUGGUGAUGCCAAUGAAGUCGGCUUCAAGAAGAUCUUCCGCUUUGUGGGCUUUAAGUUCACACUGAAGAAGGACAAGAGUGAGGAGAAGGAUCCUGUGAAGCUUCUCACAGUCAAAGAUAAGGAAGAGGAGGUGAGUGGGACUGAUGACCCUACAAAGGAGGAGGAAGAGGCUGCCACUGUUGAGGAGAAGAGCACCACUGAAGAAAAGGAGGCUGAUACAGAGGUAUCUACUGCUGAGGCGGAAGUCAUUAAGGAUGAUAAAGCUGAAUCUACCGAUGCCCCAGCUGAUGAAGCAGUCAAGGAGGGUGCAGCUGAGAAGGAAGGCGAGAUCACUCUGUCACCCUUCAGGAAGCUCUUUAGCACAGGUCUCUUUUCUAACCUGAGAAAGAAAGCCAGCAUCAAGAAGUCGAAGGAGGAGGAAGACAAGGAGGCCGCUGUUGAGGAGGAAACAACGAAGACAGAAGAAACGGCUGAUGCUGUAGAGGGAAAAGAAGAGAAAGAUGAGGCAGAGCAAAAAACGAAUGAGGAGGCACCAGCAGCUCCAGAGGAAGAGAAAACUGAGACGUCCCCAGAGCCAGAGGCCACUGAUGAAACUCCUGCAGCUGACGCUACUGAUGAGAUCAAACCAGAAGAGGAAAAGGCUGAAGCAACUGUAGAAGAGGAAAAGGCUCCAGCAGAGGUGACUACUGAGGCUGAGCUGCUGUCAUCACAGGAGAAGGUGAAGCCCCAGGGAAGCCCCCUGAAGAAGCUUUUCACCGGAGCUGGCUUGAAGAAACUCUCAACUAAGAAACAGAAGGCCAAGAAGGAAGCUGAGAAGAAGCUCACCGCGUCUGGAGAGGAGGCAGGUGAGCAGCUUCAAUCCUCCACUGAGUCAGGAGAGGCACCGAAGUCUGACAGUGGGCCUACAUCCCCCGAAGAGUCAGGAGAGCAUGUUAUUUCUGUGGAGGUGACACAGAAUGAAUCCAGCCCAGAGACUGACACUGAAGUUGCCUCUGAUGGAGAGAAGAAAAAAGAUGGUAUCAUCGCCUGGUCCUCCUUCAAGAAACUAGUGACACCCAAGAAGCUUGUAAAAAGGACUUCUGAAAGCGAAGAUGAAGCCACAGGUGAGAAACCAGUAAAGUCAGCUACUCUGUCCUCUUCUGAGAGUGCCCCGUUAGCAGACACAAGUGUUGAGGAGGAGGCUGAGGAUAAGCCGACUGACGAAGAGCCAAAGACCGAAAACACAGAGAAACUGGUCAGCAGCACAGAAGAGCCCAAAAAGAAAAUGGACACCUCAGUUUCCUGGGAGGCCCUAAUGUGUAUGGGUGGACCCAAGAAGAGGACAAGGAAGACUUCUGAUUCUGAUGAUGAGGAGACCAAGGUUGAAGAGGAACCUGCAGCAGAGGCAGUGGUAGAAGGGGAGCAGGAGGUGAAAGCUGAGGCUGCCAUUGUCACCUCACAAAGCUCAGAGAGUGAUGCUGAAGUCGCUAUCUCCCCUGAAGCUUUAGGCCCCGCCCCUGAGAGAGAGUCCACCUGGGACACACUGAAGCGCAUGGUUAUGCCAAAGAAUAAGGCCAAAGUUGAGGAAAAGCCUGAGGAGACUGCAGAACAAGUCUUGUCAGACAGUGAAGCACCAAAAGAGGAGUCCUCUUUCUCGUUGAGGAAGCUCUUCCCUGGACGCAGGAAGAAGAAGGCUGAAAAACAGGCCUCAAGUGAGGGUGAGGAGGACUCUGACACCCCAGCUGUGGUUCCCCUCUCAGAGUAUGAAGACCAAGUUGAAGCUGAACGGGAAGCACCAGAACAGGAAGCCCCUGCAGAACCUACUGAGGUCCAGAUUAAAGUAAGCGCUGAAGAUAGAUCCCCUUCAUGGAUCGCAGCCGCUGUCGAGGAAGGUGAUGACAUACACGAUCAGCUGAGUGACAUACCAGAGGAGGCUGAGAACGCUGCCACGCCUAAAUCUGUUGACACUGACAUCGCAGAGGAUGAAGACAAGGAAUCAUCCCCUAAACCUCCCAGGCGCACCGGGCGCAGACUCUCCACGGCUGAGGUAAAGCCUUUCGCUCCAGCUCCAUCUGCGGAAACCACUCCUGUUCCUCAGGGACCCAAGGCAGAAAGCGCAGUGGAGGUUCUGGAGGGCAUAAAGGCUCAAGUUACCGAAAUUCCACCCCAGUCAGAUGUGACUGUUGAAUAUGUACCAACUGAGGUCGCUUCUAAGGAAACCGAGUACGAACCACCAAUAGAGAAUGUUGAGACCAGCACAUGUAUUAUCCUGCAGCCACACGCUUGUGACGAGGCCAUGGCCAUCUGUACUGGCCUAGGAACCAAGGAGAUCGCCAAAGUGGCUAUCGAGAAACCAGCAAUGCCCAUUGCAGAGUGUGUGGCCGUGAUCCAUGACAGUGUAAGCACAGAGAUGUCAGUGAUAGAGAAGCCACCUAGUACAGAAGGAGCCAUUGAUUCAGAAGACGCAGUGCUCAUUGCCCAAGUGCACCAAGUAGAUGCUACUGAGCUGGAGCCCGUUGUUGAAUGUCCACAGAGUGAAUCGUCAGACAUUCAGGAAGCCAGUGUGAGCCUGGAACCAGGACUGGAUCAGGUCAGAAUUGUCAGUGUUCAGGAGUCUGAAAUCAUCCAGCCUGCCACAUUUAGCGAGAACUCCCCUAAAGCUUUUAUAACGGAUCCCAUUACACCAACAUCUGAAAAACCUGUUUGCACCCAGAGCGUAUCGGUCUCUGAGUCAACUGUAGAGACCAAGGAAAGAAAAUUGGAUGUGGAGCAGCUUGCUGCCACUGAAGAAAAUACUGGAAAAGAGGAAGUGCAGAGUGUGACUAAAGAGAUCGCCGCUGCCAUUUGUGAAAGCGCAGAGUCCAUCACAGAGGAGACUGAGCCAGCCAUCCAUCUCAUCAUACCAAGCGAAGGUGUUGUCAUUGCCGAAUCGGUGGUGCUUGUGGCCCAGGCCAGUGGAGACGCAUCAGAGAUUGAAAAUGCACCUGAACCAGUCGUGGAAAAGGUGGAGGAAAUCAUCCAGCAGACCAGCCAAAUUGAGGCUCAGAGUAUGGUCAUUGCCCAGACAGUCAUUCAGGAUGCCAUGGAUAAAGUUUCAGAAGACAAACCUGAAUCAAAAGAGCCUGACACCCCAGCACCAGUCAAGGCUAACGCAACAACAGAAGAAGAGAUCUCAACCGAGACCCUUGUUAUUACCGAGACCCCUGUUGCUAUUGAGUGCAAAACACCAAAGUCACCCAAGCUGCUUCAUGUUGCCAUGGAGGUCAUUGACACAACGAUCGUGGAGGUUACAGGGAGCCUUGAUGCCUCUGUGGAAGAGAACAAACCUGAAGAAGAGUUGAAGAAAGAUGUGGAAGUAAAAGUAGGUGAAGAAAUGAUCGUGUUGGAAGAAGUGGUCGAGAUAAAGGCAGAGAGUCAGACAGAGGAGGAGCUUGAAGAGGUCAAAGAAGAACAGACCAAUGAAGAAGCAGAGGUUAAGGAACCAGAGGUUGAAGAAAAAGCUGAGGAAGUUGAACCACAAUCAGAGGAAGGAAAGUCAGAUUCCCCAUCAGAAGAGAGCAAAGAGAAAGUGCUUGAGAUUCACAUGCCAGUCCAAGUCGUCCUGCAGACAGCGCAGGUGUUUGAGGAACCGUCGGUGGAAGAAGAGGCCGCGGUGGAGUUUGACACCAACAGCCCAGUGGCUAAAGACGCCAGCGUAAAACCAAAGAAGGCAGCGAAAGAAAACAAACUCUCAACGCUGUCAGAAGAGCCCCAGGUGCCAGCUGCAGCAGAGGUUUCCACUCCCUGCCAAGACACAGAGGCAGAGGCACCAGGAACUCCGUCGGGGAAGUGUGCGGAAGUGAUGGCGCAGGUGAUGGAGGUGAUCGAGGAGGCUGUGAAGGAGAUCGAGCCUGUGUCCACAGAGAUCACAGCAGCAUCAUGAGCAGCUGGAGAUACAUUACUGAUGCCUGGGAGACACACUGUCUGGACCAGGAAGUGAGUGAUGAGGGAGCGAAAGAGAGAGAGAGAGAGAAAGAGAGAGAGAAAGAGGCUGAGACUGGGCUCCUCCCAUCCCGCCCAGAGAGACUGAGUGACUGAACAACAGCUCCGCCAUUCUCUCCACCUCCCCUACCAACUGUACUUCAACCCCAUCCUGCAGCCCUGUCACCUCCAAACGUGACAUCCCAACGCCAUAUCCUCACCCCCUCACUCGCUCUCAUACACACACACACACUUAAGCAUGUCCUGGCUUGUCAUCAGCGUGAUGUGUGUUCAGUUCCUAGGUGACUUUCCAUUGCCCUUGCUGCAUAAGACGAGAGUCUGCAACCUGGUCGAGUGUGUAUCAUUUCACAUGUGUGUUUGUAUGUGUAUAGUAGGGAGAGUAGGCUGGUGUCAGAAGGUGAAGAGAUGGAGGAUUAUUAUCUUGUAUAUUGUAUUUAUAUCUUGAGUUUUAUUUCAUUCGCCCCUAUUUUUUUCAUUUUUUUUGUCUGAACAUUGUUGCCUUGUUGUUUUUAAAACCCCCACAUUAUGCUGUGAUGCAUCAGGUAUUUGUUUGAGCAACAUUAUGAUAAUUAAUGAAAGGGUAGUGUAGAGAAACAUCUAUAAAGUUUAAUUUACCAAAGUAAUGUGACUGCAUGUAAAUAGCUGAUGUAUCACAGGUUUUAAUGGUCAUAUUCAAUAAUUAUUUCAGUAGCAGAAUAGCUAAGCCAUGGUACAAGUGUUUCCACUGACACUAAGUGGUGACACUAAAAACAUCAGGAGGGUUUAUUAUCAUUUACCAGAAACGCUUUUCGCUUUUCACACAUUCUCUUGUCACAAUGUGUUCUCACUCUGCACCCGACAAAAUACUUAAUAAGCUUCAUGUAGAUAAGACAAACAAUCACUGCCUGAUUUACUGUGAAAAAUACGUUGUUACACAUUGUUUUAUGUAAAGAUACAAUAAAAUACUAAUAGAACACCUUCUUUGAUCAUGUGGCAGAGAUAUAUGUGGUUAAAAGUGACAUGCAGAGAAUCAAAAGACAUGUUUUUGUCACACUGCAUCAACAUGUAUGUUAGGAACACAAAGUAUAUCACAAUAUUUUAAGGUUUCUUAGGUUAUGUGUGACAUACUGUAUGUAAUAUUUGUAAAGUAAACAUUUAACACCUUCCUUACUCACUAUAUUUAUACUUCUUUAUGAAAAGACAGUAUGUUGAUACCCUCUGUUGCCUACAGAAAGUAGUGCACCCUUUAGUCUUCAGUCAUUUGUGUCAUUGUGGCUUAAACUAUGUUUUAACAGAACUAUAAAGUCUAAAAAAACAUGUUCUCUACUCAGCAUGAUGGCUCAGGCAUAGGUUGGUGAUUUAGAAAGGCACGGACGGCAUGGUACCAGAAGUGAAAAUAAAAUAAAAUUUUACUCUUAAAUUAAAAGCCAAAUUGAGUUAGGAUCAAUCAGGGAGUCAUGGACUUUCCAUUGCUCACAGGAUAAGAGAUCAGUUGCAUCCAAUUAAAAUCCUAAAGCAACUAGGGAGCUGCUAUUGCUAGUCAUGCAUCAAACCAAGUCACAAGGUCAGGCUUUUUUUUUUGCUUUGGCAAAGUGGGAGAUGUAUUCAGGGGAAGGAUGAUGGGAAACUUUCCUCGGUUCCAGUUUUACCACCAAAGCAAGGGUUACACUGGUAUUAUUUGAUGUCUUACCAAAUUUGGCAAACUUGCACUGUGUCAAUCCUUCAGACAUCAUUAGAGAAUGAACUGCGAGUUCCUCUAUAAUCCACUGAUUCAAAUCUGACACGAGCAGCUCUAGACGCUCACGAUUCACUCAGCUUUAUGACCAAACAAGAGAAAGAUCAGGAUGUAUGAGCCCUUGUUAGGUCACCACUUCCCUUUAUUUUGACUCAAAAGGGUGUGCCACGUCAAUACUUGCUUUAUGUAAUAUAAACGAUUAGAGAAAAGACAAUGUGAGCUAAAGACUUUUGCUGUUGUUGCAUAAUAUAAAGCAUUUAGUUGGGCCACUGCCCACUCUAGACCUCCCCUGCUUUUUGUAACACACUUAACUGUGAACCUGUUAACAUUUGUACAGAUUGUAUACUUACUGUAUGUACUUAAAAAACAUAUUGUUGUUAUAUUACCUAAUAACCUGCAGACAUUUAGCUUAAUAUUCAUGUAGCAUGGUCUUACUGGUCUUUUGUAUUUCCCAAGCUGUCAAUAGUAAGAAUACAGAAACUCGUCUAUAUUUCAUUCAAUAAAGGUAGAGAAAAUUGA